Messenger RNA from Solanum dulcamara, 644 nucleotides. Its product is annotated as ethylene-responsive transcription factor ERF038-like. Gene Ontology annotation, biological process: regulation of DNA-templated transcription. The record is from RefSeq and is a predicted model, not a curated record. Bases 1 to 612 code for a protein of 203 amino acids. The transcript has 2 exons. Gene Ontology annotation, molecular function: DNA binding; DNA-binding transcription factor activity. Lineage: Eukaryota; Viridiplantae; Streptophyta; Magnoliopsida; Solanales; Solanaceae.
AUGAUUUUUCAGGGGAGAAGGAAGGAGAGCGCGGGUUUUCUUGUGGUUUUUAUUGUUCCAUCAAAGGAGACGAUUGAGUUCAAACGAAACCCUCUUCCUUCUUCACCGAGGAAAAAAUCAAGAAUUUGGCUUAGUUCUUUUGCUACUGCUGAAAUGGCUGCCAGAGCAUAUGAUGUAGCUGCAAUUGCCAUUAAAGGUCACUUAGCUUUACUCAAUUUCCCUGAAUUAGCCCAUCAAUUUCCUAAACCAGCUUCCAAAUGUGCUAAAGAUAUUCAAACUGCAGCCACGAAGGCUGCAGCUUUGGAUAUUUCUUCAAGAAAUUGCAUGGAAAAACAGAGUAAAGAUGAGUUAAUGGAAAUGGCAUGUUCUCCUGAUGAAGAAACAGAGUCAACAGAAUCAUCUUUGAGGAGUAAUAAUGAGGACCCUUUUCUUGAUUUGCCUGAUCUUUUACUGGAUCUUACUCAAAAAUUUGAUCAAUUCUAUUACUAUAUUUCAUCGUGGGAUUUGGCUAGAGCUGAAAGCAGUGACUCUAAUUACUGUGAAUUUUGGCCUGAAGAAGAUCUACAUAUGUUGGAUUACAACCAUGAAACUUCACCAGUUGCAACAAUGUAAUUUUUCGAUGAAAGAGAGAAAAACAAAAAAGA